Messenger RNA from Lingula anatina, 721 nucleotides. Its product is annotated as serine palmitoyltransferase 2-like. Gene Ontology annotation, cellular component: serine palmitoyltransferase complex. NCBI's taxonomy places the organism in Eukaryota, Metazoa, Brachiopoda, Lingulata, Lingulida, Lingulidae. The record is from RefSeq and is a predicted model, not a curated record. Gene Ontology annotation, biological process: ceramide biosynthetic process; sphingosine biosynthetic process. Gene Ontology annotation, molecular function: pyridoxal phosphate binding; serine C-palmitoyltransferase activity.
UAUUCGAGGAUCGAGAAUGGAUGGGGAUGGGUCGCUCUCUAACGGCACCAAGAUAAAGGUGCCAAACGGAUACAUAAAUGGGUAUGGACAUCAUCAGAAUGGUCACAUUAAAGGACAACAGAAAGAUGAGCUCUCAUGGAAGGAGAAGUUUUACGAGUCUUUUGAAGAAACACCACUUGUGAUAGCAGUGUUGACAUACAUUAGUUAUGGAGUACUUGUUUUAUAUGGACAUUUCCGUGAUUUUCUUAGAAGCUAUAUAUAUCCCUCUGAAACCCUUCCUACAGCUAAGGAUUAUUUAAAGGGGUUUGUACCACUCUACCAGAGUUGGGAAAGUUUUUACACACGUAACAUCUACAGAAGAAUCCGUGAUUGCUGGAACAGGCCUAUUUGUUCAGUGCCAGGAGCAGAGUUUGAAAUUUGUGAGAGAGAAACAAAUGACAGUGGUUUAACUUUUAGGUUCACGGGGAGGAAGAUCAAGGCUAUCAACAUGGGCUCCUAUAACUACCUGGGUUUUGCUCAAAGUGAAGGCCAGUGUGCAGAUGCUGCAGAGGAGGCCACCAGGAAAUAUGGUGUGGGGAUAUGUAGUACCAGACAAGAGCUAGGUAACGUUUGUUUUCACUGGACACAUCUAGGUCUGUCUCUACUACUACUACUACUACGUAGUUUGACUCUUUCUCUGCCGGUCUCUAUUUUCCAUGGUGGAUAGUAGAAACCUGGAAAU